AUGAAAAGUGUCGACAUUAUAAAAUGCGAUAUGUGCUUCUUUUCAUAUGAUGGUUUAUUUUUAAUCUACACAGUUAUAAAUAAAAUAUUCGUAAUACAAGUAAAAAAUUUUGAACUGUAUAGAAUAUAUAUAGAAAGUUAUAAAAUAGAUGAUAUUAUAUUAUCGAAUGAUAAUAUUCAUUUCCUUACGUUAAUAAAAAAUAAAGGAUGUGUAUGUAUUUAUUCUUUUUAUAAAAAUAAUUUAAUAAAUAAAAUAAGUGAUUAUUUUCAAACAUAUGAUCAUUCAUUUUUUUUAUCGAAAAAUAAUAACAUUGGUGUAGUCAAAUAUGAAAAGCAAUGUUUAAGUAUAUAUAAUAUGAAUAAUCCAGAAAAAUGUUUAAUAAACAUAGAAAAUAUGAAAUAUCAAAAUAAAGGAUAUUGCUGGAAUUAUAUAAAUACUAUAUUUGCAUGUUUAAUUGAAAAUAAGAAAGAUAUAAACAUUUUGUUGUUGUCCUUAUUUAAUUAUACUAUUAUAAAAAAUAUUAAAUUUACAAACUUUUUUCCUAACGAUAUAUUAUUUAGCAGAUCUGAUAAUAUCAUAGCUUAUAGUAAUAAAAACAAAUCAUUACACAUCUAUAGUACUGAUGGGGACCUCUUAUAUGUAUAUAAGUAUGCUGAAGAUUUGGCAAGUAUUAAUAUUGUAUCUAUAAAUAAAAUGAAAAAUACAUUUUCCUUAGGAUUAGAAAAUGGAUAUGUCAAAAUUUUGGAUCUGGAAAAUUUUAAAGAAAUCAAGUCAUUCUUAUUGGAUAGCACAAUACAGAUGAACGACAAACUUAACAUAUAUAAAGAAAACAUUUCAACUAAAGAUCCUAUUAAUGACAUCCUUUUGACAAAUAUAACAUCUAAAAGGAAACAAAAUGAAUACUUUUCUUUUUACACUAAUGUAUCAGAAGGCAUAAAAGAAGGAGAAUACAAACUGAAGAGUGAAAAGGUCCUUUAUUUUAUUUGUGCAAAUUAUUUAGCUGUAUUAAACGAAAACCAUAACAAUGUGGUGAGGAUAUACGAAACAAAAAAUUAUUCAUGUAUAGCAAUAUUACAACAAAGAAAUAAAGUGACAUUUUUAAAGUGGGAUAAUAUAUUAUAUAAACCAAGGCUUUUAAUAUGCACAAGUACAUGUUAUUUGUUUAUGUGGCUACCUUUUGAAUGUGCUGUAAUUAAAAUAUCGAAUGACUUUAUGUGUAAAGAAGCAGAAUGGAAUAAUGAUGGAACACUCCUACUAACCAAAAAUGAUAAUAGUUUAGCAUUAUUUUAUCCAAGAAAAAAAUAA
This is a messenger RNA of Plasmodium adleri (nom. inval.), 1305 nucleotides long. RefSeq names its product conserved Plasmodium protein, unknown function. Gene Ontology annotation, biological process: mitotic sister chromatid segregation; microtubule anchoring at mitotic spindle pole body; protein localization to mitotic spindle pole body. Gene Ontology annotation, molecular function: protein binding. The record is from RefSeq and is a predicted model, not a curated record. Gene Ontology annotation, cellular component: microtubule organizing center; MWP complex; mitotic spindle. Bases 1 to 1305 code for a protein of 434 amino acids. NCBI's taxonomy places the organism in Eukaryota, Apicomplexa, Aconoidasida, Haemosporida, Plasmodiidae. The transcript has 12 exons.